Meloidogyne enterolobii is the source of this 3651-nucleotide messenger RNA. The record is from the annotation of a GenBank genome assembly. Lineage: Eukaryota; Metazoa; Nematoda; Chromadorea; Rhabditida; Meloidogynidae.
GAUGACUUCAAAUAUGGAAAUUUGUACCCCUUCCACAAGUUCAGCUGCUAACGAAAAACAAAAUGAACAACAACAUGCUUUCCCUACAAAUUUUAAUUAUUUAGCUGUCGGAAGGGAAGAAGAAAAACUUAAAUGGUUAGUGUUACAACAUGUAAAGCCUAGUACUUUCAAAACAAUUUUUGAACCUAUGAUGAGUAAUAAAAAGCCGAAUAGAAGAGAUGAAUUGACUUGUGUUCAAGCUUGUAUGUUACUUAAAUCUAUACAAGAAUUCCCGGAUAAAUUAGAACCUGCUUGUUAUGGUUUAAUAAAUUUACUCAACACUGAAACAAUGUAUUUGUAUUCUUUGGACAAGAUAAUUACAAAAAUAAUUACAACUGCUGUAGAGGAAAAAAUAAUUAGUUUAUUACUUGCGUGCCAAUUAUUAGUUACCUCCAUUGAUUUUCGAAUGGAACGAAGACUAAAUCCAGAAAAAAUAAAAUUUGUUCGUAAAAGUAUUGAGCAAAUGGAUUACAAAAAUUUGAGAGAUUUGGUGAAACUUUUACUGGUUGAAAAAUUGGAUAAGAUGGAUUAUCUAUUAGAUGAAUAUCAGCAUCAACAAUUGGAACCUAUUGAAGAGCUGGUCAUAGAUUUAGUUGAUCGUCAAAAGAAUUUUUCUCCUGCUUUAUUUUUCAUAAAUGAACGAGUUUCUUUAAAAAUUCGCGAAAUGGUAGCUUCUUUUCGCCCUCUAGCUGAAAUUGGUUGUAUGCUUGGACGUUCGUGGAUGUGGCCUGUACCUGCAAGUCCUAUUUUUUCUUGGAAUUCUCCUACUUGGAGUGUUUGGAAAUUAGAUGAUAGACAGUGCAAAUUACAUUUUAAAACACAUUUGCCGUAUAAUAGUGAAAAUUCUUCUCCACAAACGUAUUUCCAAUAUAUUCUAUUUAAACAACCACAUGGGCAGGACAAUUUAAAUCAUAUUUUACGUCCUUCGCCACAAGUGCAAUCAUCAAAACUUCAAUGUGACGAAGUUAUUCAAAUUUUAAUUUUAGAAGCAAUGUCUGCAAUGGAAGAUUGUGAACAACCUGUUUUGGCACCAAUAAAUCAAUAUAAUUGGUUACAUCUUUCACAUUUGGUUACUUAUGCCUUGUUAAUGGGACAUUGUACACUUUAUCAAUUAUUGCAUAUGUUAUUGCCUCCAUUACGAAGUUGCCAGUAUUUGCACGCUAAAGAAGAAUUAAUGUGGAUAUUAUUACAAUAUAUCUCUAAUGCAAAAUCAAUAGAAAAACAAUUGGCCAGUGGUUCUUCUACAGCUUCAGUUUUGGGUUUACCCUCAAGUGCUGGACUUGAUACAGAAAAUCGGGAAUUAGUUCUACAAAUUUUUAAUGUUCUUUAUACUGAUAAUUCAAUGAAUUGGGGCAAUUCUUGUUCAACAGAACAGCCAUUGGAAAUGGUCCGUUUCUUUGCCCCAGCUGCAAUAUGGUCUCAUCUGGUCACAUCAAUUUCUGCGGCACCAGGAUCUGAACAAAUUCCACAGCCUCAACCACCUGAAAAACUUCGAAAAUUAAUUGAUUUUAUUGAGAAUCAAUUACGAGAUAAUAAAGACCAAAAGCAAUUGGAAAGAAAUACUGCAUUAUUAGCUGUUGUAGCUAAUUCAUAUAGUAAUAAUCACGAUGUUUUUGUUGAACAUGUAAAUAAUACCGUCUUUCCUGAAUUGUCAAAAGUGGGGCAGCAACGAAAUCAGACAAUAUCCCCAACAAUUCAACAAGAAAAAUGGACACUUCCAUGUGGUCGUAAAACAGAGCCAUUCCUUCGUGCCUUAGAAUUAACAUUUUUGGAUUCUUUAACAUUUCAUGCUAAACGUCAACUAUAUAAUUAUGCUCUAAAUCGUGUUUUUAAAUUAAUAUUACCUCCAUUAGGGCAUCAACAACAACAACCAUCUCCACCUAUUUUUAGAUUGCCUUCUCCUGCUCUAGUAGAAAGUAUUGCACGUCUUUUACUUAGUACUGAAUUAUGUGAUCAAGAUGGAGCAAAUUUCUUUUAUCAUGUUCUCUUAACAUUAAAACCGGUGCAAAAUGAGUCACAAAAUAUGUUUUUGGCUCGAAAUGAUUUUUUGGCACUUCUCUUGGAAUUAUUAAAUUUUCGACUUCAAAAUAUUGGAUUUGGUUGGAAAUGGGAUUUUGGAAAUAGAAUAACUUUUAUACUAAAAAUUAUUGAUCAAUUAUUACAUAAUAAAAAUAUUGAACAAUCACCUAUGCCAGUUAUUAUUCAAAUGGCUCAACUUUUAGAACAAACUUUGUUACGUUUUGCGCAGUGCACUUUUCCAAAUGAUUUGAUUAUUGCUUCAGCAGUUGUACUUACAAAAACAUAUAUUGUUAAAUUUUCGCCGGAGAUUUGCCGCAUUUUACUUCUCAAAGCUAUUCGUGCAUUCAAAUUAUUAGGAGAUGUUUACAAACCUUCCACAGGAAAUCUUUCCACUGAUGUUCAACCAAUUCAAGCCGCUGAUGAAAAAACAUUAAUGGAUAUGAUUCCACAAUUAGGCUGGCAAUGGCCGAGAUUUGAACUUCAAUGGUUUCCAACAAAUUUACAACAAGUUCUACAUAAACAAAUGGCUAAAAAUGAAGAAGAAUUGACUGCUAAACAUUCUCAAAAAUUAUUAGAAUUGGAACAAGCAAGUGCUCAAGAAAUGCAAAAUUUGGUGCAUUUAAAUAUUGAAUAUUUUAUGCAACCUCGACCAUCUUCACAACCUCCUACUUUAUUUAUUUCUAUUUUUCGUUGUCUUUACCAAUCUCAAUUUACAAAUUUUCAAUUUCCACAACCUCAAAACCCUCCACCUUCAUCAACACCAAAUUUUUUUGCUCUAUGUUAUAAAAUACUUGGAGCGUUAGUAAAUCGAGAAUUACAUCAACUAACUAAUGCUUUAAUUGAUUGGUUGGCAUCUAAAUGUGAAUGGUUAGGACAAGAUUCGGCGCCUACACAAGGACAUGAUGAAUAUGAUUUGCCUCAUAUACUUAAAAUACUUAAUGAUAUGCUCUUUUCUCAUCAAUUUUUAUCUGUUGAUCGUCUACUUUUUUCAAUUGCCAUUCAUCCAACUGAUGACCAAUCAAACAAAACACUUCUUUGUUUGUUAGCAGCAUUACUUGAAAGUAAAUUUUCUCAAUUACCUGAACGUUUACAUGCUUGUUAUACUUUUGCACCUUCACAUUCACAAACAACAAGCUCUAAUUCUGAAGAAUUUUUUAUGCAAAUGGUUGAAUAUUAUAAGAAAUAUCCUGAAUAUUCUAUUGCUGAACUCUACAGACGUUCUUUAAAUCCACAAGCACAACAACAACAAGAAAUAGUACAUAAUUUACCUGUAUAUUAUGGACAUUUAGCUGAACGAAUAUGUCCAAUUGUUGAUAUUUUAUUACAAAAAGCAAUUUCUAUGGAUUUAAAACCUGCUGUUAUGGAUACUUUACUUUGCCAUUUUUCUCCUAUUUAUAGGAUUCAUCGUAAAUUUAUUUUUUUAAUUAUUUGAUAUCCCUUAUUAGAGUUGUCGGUUCUUAAAAUCUUCAGAUAUCUGGAACCGAACCUAGAUUUUUUCUUUAUUAGUAGUGGGCGAAUAGUCUUGACAAAAUUGGAGUUAUUCCACGCUUAUAUUUCAUACAUUUUUGGUGCCAUAGGCAGAAAUUUGAAUGC